Messenger RNA from Arachis stenosperma, 2154 nucleotides. RefSeq lists its product as uncharacterized. NCBI's taxonomy places the organism in Eukaryota, Viridiplantae, Streptophyta, Magnoliopsida, Fabales, Fabaceae. The coding region runs from base 65 to 1987 and encodes 640 amino acids. The record is from RefSeq and is a predicted model, not a curated record. Gene Ontology annotation, biological process: negative regulation of stress fiber assembly. The transcript has 3 exons.
GAGUGCGGAAUUUGCAAAUCCAAUUCCAAUUCUGGGAUCCCUAAUCUUAUCCUUCGACGCCGCCAUGAACAACGAUGAUCGGGAGUUGUUGAACCCGGAAGCGGUGCUGUCAAUCCCACUGAAGAAGACUGAUCCGGUGGAGCUGUACCUUCCGUUACGUAACUUGAUAGCCUCAAAAUACUCGGAGAGCGAUGCACAAAAAGUUGAAAGCGUUCUGGAAACCCUAAACAAAUGCCGCAGCGACAUGGUGGAGCGUAGAGGGGACCUCUCCCUUCCCAUGCAACGUGACUGCCUCCUCCACUACUUCAGAUGCCUUUCCAUGGUUGAGCCACUCUUCACCUCUAUCUCCUCCGACGCCGACCCCAUUAUCUUUGUUUGGUACGACGCCUUCAACCCUGAGCAUCAGGAUGGGGUCUCCUCACAGCGCAACGCCAUCCAAUUGGAGAUGGCCGCUGUUGUCUUCAACCUUGGAGCCAUCUGCAGCCAGAUUGCUGCCUCUUGCGACCGUACCACCGCCCUUGGCCGUCACCUUGCAAUGGAAGCCUUCAAAGUUGCCGCCAAUUUCUUCUUCAAACUCUGGAAGGUUUUUGCCAAAGACGUGGUCUCUGCCACCCUCGAUUUGACUCUCCUCUUCGCGGAGUUUCUGCACCUCCUCUUCUCUGCUCAGGCUUCCGAGCUCGAAUUACGGGAACAACUCAACAACAACGACGCCAGUGACGCUCUCCAACAACACCGAUGUGCCCUAUCGUUUAGAUCGGUUUCUAAGCUUUAUCGUAGAGCAUAUGCACUGAUACCUACUGAUUCGGCUGCACGGAAACAUGUCCGCUCUUUUGACCAAACCUGGGUAACUCAUCUUUACCAGAAGAAGAGAUUCUUUGAGGCGGAGGCUCGUCAGAGGCAAUCAUCCAUCCUACCCGAAUCCGAGCUACCUGGAGUAUACUCAUCGGUCAAAUCUUGUGCUCUUGAUCAUGAUGCAGAAUGUGUCACUGAGACAUUAGUUAGAGGGAUUUGCAGGCUCUCAAGGAAACACAAGCAAUACCGAAACCGAAACGUAACACUAAUGCACGUUGACCUCAUCUCCGAGUACAAUCCUUUCAAGAUUAUGAAGGAUGGAAAGCUGGUGGCUUACCCAUGGGACAUGCCUCCUCCUUAUCCAACAGAUUGGCCAAUCCUCUCAUCUUCGUCCUUGGCGGAUAUUCUUGGAUUCCCUCCUCUGAAGAAGAGUGAGCCCUUGAAUUUCUAUGAGUCCCUCCACAAUUACUUUGUCCUCAAAUACUCUGAGAGCGUGGCAAAGAGAGUAGAAGGCCUUCUCGAAAUGCUACACAAAUUGCGCAUUGAGAUGCUGCGUGAUGACCUUUCUCUACCAUUUCGCCGUGAUUGCCUCAUCCGUUAUUUCAAAUGCCUUUGCAUGAUUGAGCCUUUCUUCCCUAUGAAUGCCUCACCCAAUCCACCUAUCUUUGUUUGGUACAAUGCCAUCAACCCUCAACAGGACUCUUCUCAGCAUAACAUUCAUUUGGAGAAGGCCUCUGUUCUCUUCAACCUGGGAGCCCUCUGCACCCGCAUUGCUCUCUCCUGCGAUCUCACCACCGCCCACGGCCGUCACCUUGCCAUGGAUGCCUUAAAUGAUGCUUCAAGUUGGUUCUCUCUACUGUCCACGUUUGAGUCUCCCAAUGCAUCUGGCACGAUUGACUUGUCAGAACGCUACAUCCAUAUGAUAAGAAAUCAUUUUCCCGGCUUGAAAUCGAAGUUUUGUUUUCCCCCAUUAUCUGGAUAUCCUGCUUCAACUAAUGAUCCGUGGAGUGAAGUCACUCAAAAAUUUCUUUUAGGGUAUUGUAAUGCUCACUCCCUGCUUCAAUGGGUAUGUGAAGCACCAUGCUUAGAUCUUCUCUCUGAGGUUAACCCUGUCAAGAUUAAGGAUGGAAAUCUUGUGGCCAAUGCCGCAACCUUAGAGGCACCAAAUUUGGUAUUAGAGAACACGAGCUUGUAGAACAUUACUGUAGAGAAAAACUUUAGGAAUUAACUGUGCUUCCAAUGUUCAUAGAUCACUGUACAGUAUCUUUGAAUUUGUUGAUGAUGUGAAUUUUUUCCCCUUUUUUCUUUUUUGGUGGAAAUAGGACUGUUUUAAAGUCAUAAAGAGUUUCAUGUAUUUAUUUA